Molecule: messenger RNA, 1859 nt
Organism: Gadus morhua (Atlantic cod)
Lineage: Eukaryota; Metazoa; Chordata; Actinopteri; Gadiformes; Gadidae
Product: H-2 class I histocompatibility antigen, Q9 alpha chain
Exons: 8
Coding region: 150-1286 (378 amino acids)
Biological process (GO): immune response
Cellular component (GO): external side of plasma membrane
Source: RefSeq, a predicted model, not a curated record
GUAGUAUUGAAUUCCUAUUGGUCCAGAGUGGCCCCUUCCUGUCCAACCGUCUCUUGUUCGCAGGUAUCCUGGUCAGUGCGUCUGAUGCUCGAGUCGAAGUCACGUCUCUGUGGAUAAUCUCAUCGAGCUGUUCUUCUGAAUACAUCGAUAUGAAGGCGCUAACGGGGCUGCUGCUGUUGGUCUUUGGUCACGGUGUGUCCUCAGUGCUUCACUCUCUGCAUUAUUUCUACACGGCGUCGUCUGGACUCUCAACCUUCCCAGAGUUUGUUGCUGUUGGGAUGGUGGAUGGAGUUAAGAUGCUUCACUUUGACAGCAACACCCAGAGAACAGUCCCCAAACAGGACUGGAUGGAGCAGGUCACCAGAGAUCACCCCGACUACCUGGAGAGGAGCAAUGAACUCUCUCUGGGUUCCCAGCAGACCUUCAAAGCCAACAUUCAGACUCUGAAGCAGCGCUUUAACCAGACAGGAGGUGCCCACAUAUAUCAGAGGAUGUAUGGUUGUGAGUGGGAUGAUGAGGGUGAUACUACUGAGGGUUAUGAGCAGUAUGGUUAUGAUGGAGAGGACUUCAUAUCGUUUGACCUGGAGUACAUGACCUGGGUCGCUCCAGUAACUCAGGCUGUCGCCACCAAACAGAGAUGGGAUGGGUUAAGGGCUCAGAACGAACGGUAUAAGUACUACUACACCGAGGAGUGUGUUGAUUGGCUGAAGAAGUACCUGGCCUAUGGGAAGAGCACUCUGCAGAGAACAGAGCGUCCGCGGGUGUCUCUGCUCCAGAGGAGCCCCUCCUCCCCAGUGGUGUGCCAUGCUACAGGCUUCUACCCUGACAGGGUGGUGGUGUUCUGGAGGAGAGACGGCCAGGAGCUCCAUGAGCAGGUGGACCCCGGGGAGGUCCUCCCCAACCACGACGGGACCUUCCAGGUCAGCGUGGACCUCAACCUCAAGGCCGUCCCACAGGAGGACUGGGGGAGGUACGAGUGUGUGGUCCAGCUGAAAGGCAUCGAGGACAUCUCCAUCCCCCUGGACCCCGCCCUCAUCAGGACCAACUGGGGUAAGACUGGUGUUGGAGGGGAUGGAGGCAAGAGUGGCCUCACCAUCCCCAUCAUCAUUGGGUUCGUUGUUCUCCUCCUCGUUGCUGCUGCUGCUGUUGUUGGAGUCCUUCUGUACAAGAAGAUGAACGCUUCAGACAAGCGACACAAACCAGUUUGUUCUGACACCAGCUCUGAGAACACUGAGGGGCAGAAUCCGGCUCCUGAGGCCCAACCUCUGACCACAGGUCAAAGUUAAAUCAUGAAGAGGCUUCUCACAUUCCUCUUCCUAAAGCAGGAUGGAGUAGAUCGCUGUUCAUUUAUAAUCAUCACAAUCAGUUUUGGGACUUCAGCUAACUAAAGAUGCUAUAUUUGCUUAAUUACAUUAACAUUCAUACUUUAUUUUGAUAAAAAACAAAUCCGUAAGAAGUCUAAAUCAAUUAGAUCUCUGUAUUUUUGAUCGAUGGAUUAAUCCUGCAAUCUUUCACUGACCCUUGGAAACCAUGGCAACAUGACCCCGCCAUGAUGGCCAUUUUGUUUUGGUUCUAACUGCUUAAUCUUAUAAACUUUUAAAUUAUGUUAUUGUCAAGUCAUAUUUAAGUUUCAAAUAAUGUUCAAAGAUUCUGAAUCAAGGUUUGGGAAAGUGAGAUUCUGUCAAGUUUGAAUACAAUAAUCGUUAAAUGUUCUGCUAGAGAAUUGCAUUGCUACAUAGGCUAGCACAAUCGAGCUAGGCUGCUUAAGCUUUAAUGCUCUUUGUUGUGUUUUCUAUGUUCUUUGGGGAAUUGGAUCAUAUAUACUUUGGUUAUUCUGUCAAUAAAUUACAUAAAAAUUG